Molecule: messenger RNA, 1668 nt
Organism: Laccaria bicolor S238N-H82
Lineage: Eukaryota; Fungi; Basidiomycota; Agaricomycetes; Agaricales; Hydnangiaceae
Exons: 7
Coding region: 1-1668 (555 amino acids)
Source: RefSeq, a predicted model, not a curated record
AUGCGGAAGAAGGCCUGUGAGAGUCCAGACCGUCAACGGCACAAGUGCAAAUGCAAAUCCUACCGUGGAGUUCCCGCCAACCUUCUUACUGAGAAUAGACGGUUCAAAGUCAUGCAGAAAGAGCCGUCCCCCGCCAAGUCAGGAUCGAUCUGCGAGCCCACCGUCAGCCUCUCCGCCUUGAAACAGAUCAGUGCCCGCCUACCAUGGCUCGUCUCGGAAGUGACGUGCCCUUGCUGGCUCGCCGUCACCCUUGGAUUACUCGCCACUGCCCUUCUUGUCUACGGUACCGGCAUGGCCUCACCACAAGUCGAAGCAAUGGACGUCGAUCAAGACGUCGACUCCAUGGAUGUCGAUGACCCACCACUCAACUCCAACUCCAAUGAUGAGGGGGAGCAAAGCCUUCCAUUUCCAGUCAUGGCAAAGGCAUCUCCAGAUCUAUGUUGCAAGAAUGGUGCAAAAGUUUUUGCCAUCCCGCAUUCUGGAAACAUGAAAACAAUGCGAGAGAGGCUCGCUAAGUUCAGUGGGGAUUCCGAUGCUUGGGAUAGGACAAUUCCCAGGGCGCGAAGAGCCCAUCUCAACACAAGGUAUGGAGCCGUCUCGAAGCCGACCAAGACAAAAAAGAGAUCAACCAAACACGCCGAGGAGAUGUUCAGCAGGUCACCAAUGGCCACACCCAUCACUCACCUUCUCCCAACAGAGACCGAAAGUGGCCAAAGCAAGCAAAUGGCAUGCGAACGAGAGCAGCUGCUCAGCUGGGCAAAAAAAAUUGUGGAGUCCCAUCCCUACUUUCCAUUGGCAGCCCGAAAGUUAGCAGCAGAGAAAGCUCUCGCAAAAAGAAUGGCUGGUGGCGACCUGGCGCUACAGGAAAACCUCAAGCUCACCAACGCACACAUCGAAGAACUCAAUCACCGCCUCUCUCACAUGAGCGCUGGCAUGGCCAGUGACUGCAUUACCAUUUCCCUGACAGCCACCCCUCCAUCUGCCCCUCCCUUGCCAUCUGAGCACAUCACAGCCCCAAACAAACAGCCAGUACAACCCCAUCCAGCCACCUCAGCUGCACAAAUCUCCACUUCGGCUGCAACCCCCAGCUCUGCUCUGACAUGCACGAUCAUACUAGGUGACGGUACUGAGCUCACAUUCACGGAGGCGGACGUUGGCUCUCCACCACUAACUGGCUUUGCUGACAACGUUGCUGGCCUCAACCGAAUGUGGGAUGAUACCACUCCCAAUUGGGGUGGCACAUCGGUGUUGGAGAUCAAGGGUCACCCAAUACCCAUUGUCUACUGGAAGGACGUCUAUAUGAAUUAUAACCGUGGAAGCCCAUGGAAGCCACGCCAAUGGCAUGGUAUGAAGAGCAAGUGGUUCAACUGGAAGGUCGUUGUGCAUCGCUACUGCCAAGGAACGCACACCCAAUUUUGGGAUGAGUUCUCACAUAAUGGGGAGCGGCUUUGCUUCACAAAGAUCGUCCAACAACUUUCGGAGCUUCGCAAGGAUGAAGACCAGGCCACAGCUGAACACGCAAGGGCGGAGUACGCCGCCAACUUCCCAUCUUUCUUUUUGUACAAAAAGAACUGGGUUUCUCACAUUAAAACUAAGCCUUCAGAUAUUGCGAAGACAUAUCGUUUACUCAAAGGGAUUUCUGGUGUAGAAUCAGAUGGUGAAGAUUGA